GAGUCUACAGAGCACAGAGCUUCGUCUCAGGAGCCGCAUCAGAUGUGUUGCUUUCACUGCUCGCUGGGUGGACAUAGCGCUGAGUCGUCACUUCUGUCCUCUAUUCCUGGAUGCAGGACAGCGUUGUCAAGGUGUUACGUUUAAGAGGCUCAUGAGCUUAUAUGGGAUGUAGGUCAACAAAGGUGGAAUCACUUUCUAUCUCUAUGUGCACACAAUGCAAUGUAAUAUUCCUGUAAUAUGUAUAAUACGUUUCUUUACUGGCUUGUUGUCUUUAGUGGUAAGUAGUCAGGUCUGAGUUUGUCCUCCAAACACACACAAACACACACACACACACACACACACACACACACACACACACACACACACAGUUAGAGACAGGCAAACUGAUAGGGGAAGGAGAGAGAAGGGAUAGAUAGGCCUCUCUCUCUUUCUCGCUCUCUCUCCCCCCUCUCUCUAUCUCACACACACAUACACUCACAACAAGCAGCUUUAACCUGAUGUUGUUUGAAGCAUUCACCUUGGUUACUUAAAUGCUUUUGUUGUUUCUACCUGAAUUCAAACAUAAUUGGUGUAUUUCAUUUCCCCCUGAUUUAUUCUAACUGCAAGCAUGUAACAUAACCUGUUUAAGGCUAAAAUGUAGUGUGUAAUAAACACAUCCAACCAUGAUAUCAGGGAGUGAAGGCACCUAAACUCAGUUUAUCAUCAGGGUGGUGUUUUUCUGUAUUAUUUCUGGGACAUAGUAACAUAAUUGGCUACAUUAUAUAAAAGUCAUUGUCACACAUUGCUGCUUUCCUAUAAUUAACAACCAAUUUUUGAUUUAUUUUGUAGCUAUUUGCUUUAUUAUCACUGACACCAGCUACAGUAUAAUCACUACCAAGGUUCUGUUAAGUCAUCCAUCCAGCCCACGUUGCCUUUGACACUGUCAUGCACGGAUGAUGUUGUGGCAACCAGCUGUUCCUGGACUCAUUUGUCAGGCAGGUUGCUUCACCUGGUGGAGUCUUAUAAAAAAAAAAAAAAAAACAGCUGAAAAGACUGACGCAGGCAAAACGCAGCAGAACUCAGGGGACGCACAGGGAGAGCCCUUCGUUAUCUUUAAUUACCACCACUCCACCAGGGUUCAAAUUCAUUUAAUCUGUGGAACCUGCUGUACUUCGGGCAUAUUGCACCAAUUAAAGCACGGUUCAGGUGUCUUCGUGCAAUGUGGCUGAGGUGUCUCGGGAGUAAUGAGCCCACUCUCUGCACAUCAGAAAAAUAUUUGUUUGCUAAAUCUUUUAUAUCAUCAUCAUACAUGAAAAUUCAUCAAGAAACAAAAAACAGAGGAGGCCUUGCUGCCUCUCCAGCCUGUACGAUAACAAGGCUUUUAGAGUAGACUAAGGCCUGUUGUCAAUCCUCUUAUAUUGUGCCUCACUGAAAAUGGAUUAGUGAGUAACACCUACGUUUUGGCCCCGGGUCACUUUGGAAGGAUUUGAUUGAAUGGGCCUGUAGCUGACACUGGCCUCCUAUUGAUAAUUGAUAAUACAUCAAAUGCGCUUCAUUUUUUUUUUUUAUUAUUAUUUAAAUAACUCCUUUAUAGAGCGCUCAAUGGACCCGGUUUUCCUUUUUAACUUGAUCUGGAAAAAUGUGAUAUAUUUUGUUUUUCAAAGGCGCAUAUGAAAGAAAAGAAGCCCGAGGAGCAGAGGUGUGUGUGUUUUUUUUCUUCUUCCCUCCUUCCUCAGAUAUGCUGCCUGUGAACAGAGGUGUUUGUGGAAACGCACAGGAGCCUGCAGAGGCGCUGACUGCGGGACAUAAGUAGCUCUCCAGGGUCCUGAAGUUGUCUCCAAACGCGACAGACGCCAGCGCCCGAGAUCUGCCUGUCACCUUCAGCCCACAAUGACUUGGGCUUGUCUAACACAUAGACAGCGGGGUGAAUAGAUAAGGGGUUUUGGGGAUGGUUAGGUGACGGUUUGUGUGGAUACAAAAAAACACAGAUCCCAGAGGACACCUGUAAGACGUCUCUCAUCGGACCCUGAAGCUGUCCUGAUGAAAUCAAAUAAACGGCGGUCUAAUUGAUAAUACUAGUGAACACAAAGAUUCACUACCUUGGACACCCUGGAAGGACAAUGCAACAUAUUCCUCCAAAUUUCAGAGGGGCGCUAUGGGAGUCCAACAAUCCAUGCAUGCCCAUAAUUAAAAGCAGAUCAACUUUACCGACGCUGCCCUUUUAUAACUUUCUGUUAUGGGUCCUCCUCGGAGUGUUGACGUUCCCUUGUUGUGUCCGCUGUCUGAUAUUCAAAGUGGGGGUCCUGGGGCCUUGGAACUGCGACCCUAUUUACUACAGGGCCCUGCCCGCUGCUGCCGCCAGACUCGCUGUAAGCAGAAUAAACGGAGACCUAAAUCUGGACCUGGGCCUGCAAAUGGACUUUAUCAUCCUCCAGGAGCCUUGUGAGACCUCCAAAGCCCUCACUGCGUUUAUUUACUAUGAGAAUAUGGCGGAUGCGUUUGUGGGUCCCACCAACCCGGGAUACUGUGUUGCAGCCUCUCUGCUGGCCAAGAAUUGGGAUAAGGCCAUCUUCUCUUACGGCUGUGUUAACUUUGAGCUGGACCGAGUCAUAGGAUACCCGACCUUUGCCAGGACACUGCCGUUUCCCAUUGAGGUGGUGUUCACCGUGUUGAAACACUUUAGGUGGGCCAGCGUUGUGGUGGUCUCAUCCAACGAGGAUAUUUGGAGGGACACUGCUGGGAGGGUCGCUACUUCACUGAGGAGUAGGGGGCUUCCCGUUGGCCUGGUUACAUCUAUUGGUUUAAAUGAGACAGAGGUGGAGAGCACGCUGAGGAAGAUCCAGGCUGCAGGGGAGGUCAGGGUCAUCAUCAUGUGCAUGAACUCGAUCCUGGUCGGAGGGGAGCAGCAGGCUACUUUUCUCCUCAAGGCACGGGAAAUGGGCCUGACUAUGGGGAAGUACGUGUUUGUGCCCUACGACACCCUCCACUACAGCGUGCCGUACACCAACGUCUCCUACUUCCCCCUGAAAAACAACAGCAGGCUGAGGGAGGCCUAUGAUGCUGUGCUCACCAUCACUGUGGCCUCUGAGCCUUUGUCCUUCACCGAGGCUUUGAGCGCUGCCAAGAGGAGUGAGGAAGUGACGCUGGCUGUGCAGCCAGAGCAGGUUAACCCACUAUUUGGGACCAUCUAUAACAGCAUCUACCUGCUGGCCAAGUCCAUCCACAAUGCCAGGAGAGCAGGCAUGCGGCUGUCAGGCUCAAACCUCGCCUAUUUCACAAAGAACACAACCUUCAGCGGCUUCAACCAGAAGGUCCAGGUGGACACAGGCGGGGACAUUAAGACCAACUAUGUCAUCCUGGACUCUGAUAACAGGGGGGGGCAGCUGUACCAGACCUAUCUGGUGGAUCUAACAUCAGGGGUGCUUCGUUUUGCCGGGAGGUCCAUUAAUUUUCCAGGAGGAUAUCCGCCGCCAUCUGACUCCAGCUGCUGGUUUGACAAGAAUGCCGCCUGCACGGGAGGUGUGGAGGUCACCUACAUCAUAGUGGUGUUGGCUGUCAUCGUCACUCUGGCUGUAGGAGGGCUAGCUAUAAGUCUUUAUAUCAGGAGGAGACUCCAACAAAUCCAGCUGGUCAAAGGUCCCAAUCGGAUCCUCCUGACCUUAGAGGAUCUCACGUUUAUCAAUCCUCAGCUUAGCAAAAAGAAAAUCACUUUAGAGGAUCUGAGCGAGUCCAAGAGUGCUCUGGAGGAGAAAUCUGCAGAACGCUCACAUUCUGUAGUCAGCAUGCAGACAGCAACUCAUGAGACCACCAGUGUAGCUGUGUACGAGGGCGACUGGGUGUGGCUGAAGAAAUUUGAGGAGGGACAGUUCAAAGAAGUGAAGCAGAGCACUACCAAGAUUUUCAGAAAGAUGAAAGACCUGAGAAACGAGAACGUGAAUCCAUUCCUCGGCUUCUUCUCGGACUGUUCCAUGUUUGCGGUGGUGACGGAGCACUGCUCACGGGGCAGUCUGCAGGACCUGCUGAGGAACGAGGACGUUAAAUUAGACUGGAUGUUCAAGUCCUCACUUUUGCUUGACCUCAUCAAGGGUAUGAAAUACCUUCACCACAGAGAUUUCCCUCAUGGCAGGCUAAAAUCUCGUAACUGUGUGGUUGACGGGCGUUUUGUCCUCAAGAUUACUGACUAUGGCUUCAAUGAGCUGCUGGAGUCUCAGAAAGCUUCUAUAGAAGAACCUCCACCUGAAGAUCUAUUUUGGACAGCUCCAGAGUUCUUAAGGGACCUUGCCAACUCACGUAAAGGCACCUACAAGGGAGACGUGUACAGCUUUUCAAUCAUCCUUCAAGAGGUGGUGGUCAGAGGGCCACCGUACUGCAUGCUGGGUCUAUCAUCCGAGGAGAUCAUCCGUAAGGUGAAGAAGCCUCCUCCGAUGUGCCGCCCCACUGUGGCCCCGGACCAGGCUCCUCUGGAGUGUAUCCAGCUGAUGAAGCAGUGCUGGAGCGAAAUGCCUGAACGCAGACCCACAUUCAAUGAGAUCUUUGACAGGUUCAAGUUAAUCAACAAGGGUAAGAAGACUAACAUCAUAGACUCCAUGCUGAGGAUGCUGGAGCAGUAUAGCUCCAACCUGGAGGACCUUAUCAGAGAAAGAACAGAGGAGCUGGAGGUGGAAAAACAGAGAACAGAAAAGCUACUGUCAGAAAUGCUCCCACCCUCUGUGGCUGAGGCUCUGAAGACAGGCGCCACAGUGGAGCCAGAGUACUUUGACCAGGUGACGAUCUACUUCAGCGACAUUGUGGGUUUCACCACCAUCUCCUCGCUGAGUGAUCCCAUCGAGGUGGUCGACCUUCUCAAUGAUCUCUACUCUCUGUUUGACGCCGUGCUCAGUAACCACGACGUCUACAAGGUGGAGACCAUUGGUGAUGCUUACAUGGUAGCAUCGGGUCUGCCAAAGAGAAAUGGCAACAAGCACGCUGCUGAGAUCGCCAACAUGUCUCUGAACAUCCUCAGCUCAGUAGGGACCUUCCAUAUGCGGCACAUGCCAGACGUUCCCGUCAGGAUACGCAUAGGAAUCCACUCAGGGCCCUGUGUUGCUGGAGUGGUAGGUCUGACUAUGCCUCGGUACUGCCUUUUUGGAGACACUGUCAACACUGCCUCUCGCAUGGAAUCCACUGGGCUGCCUUAUAGAAUCCAUAUAAAUAUGAGUACUGUGAAGAUCCUCCAUUCUCUUAAUGAGGGUUAUAAAAUAGAAGUCAGAGGCAAGACAGAGCUGAAGGGUAAAGGUAUUGAAGAGACAUACUGGCUUGUGGGGAAAACUAACUUUACAAAGCCUUUGCCAAAACCGCCAGAGAUCAAACCAGGAGAGGACAAUCACGGGCUGAACCCUGACGAUAUAGCUGCGUACAGGAGAAAGAAAGCUGAGAAAAAGGCUUGACCUUCUUAGUCCGAACACAGGAGGGACAACUGGCAGGAGAUGGUGACAGAGGAGAUCAAAACCCUUUUUCGGAAGGCCAACAGGCAGGUGGACAAUAAGAUCUGAAUGAAAGAAGGAGAAGGAAAGAUGUGAAAGAAGCAAAACCAGAGGAGCAGAAGAGAGGAGUACACAUCCAGAGAAAAGGAAGAGACAACGAGCUGGGAGGGGCAGGCAGAGGACAGAGAGCACUACACAGCCUCUCACUGUGGCUUAAUGCAGACUUGUUUAAGAGGAUUGUCCAUCGACUGGCUAAUCUGCCUGCAGCCAGCACAGCAGAACACGACGGUGCUAAUGUAAUGAGAGUUGUCGCAUUACCUGCCUACGUACCUGCUGCCAGUAGCACAGGGAAGCUGCACCAAUCCUUAAUGACGGAUGCACUCAUUCACUCCUCUCCGCACUCACUGGCCACUGAGUGGUCACCUAUUUCAGGGCAACCAGAGGUUCACCCAUCGGAUUAUUGAAUGCCCCAAACGCCUAUUUCAAAAUGAAAUGUUAUAUUUUCUGGUGAUAAUGUCUGUUUUUAGUUUGCCAUGAAAGCUCAUAAUAGAGUUGUGGUGCCGAGGCUGUUACUUCGCUAUGGCUGAAUAUUAUAUGUUAUUAGCUCUCCAAAGUUGGAGGCAAAAGCUGCUAUUGUGUAUAAUUAUCAAAAGAGAAGGAUACAUUUGCCACUUUUAUUUCUACUAUUUUAGAGCAGAAUGACAAGGAAAAGUCAGUCAAGUCUAUUCCAACAAUUAUUUUUAAUCAAACUGUCACCUUUUAUUUACACUAAUGAAAGGGUGACAGUGCUGGGGAAGUAAUGACAAUGCAGCAUGAUAAUGAAAAUGAUUUAUUUACUGUUAUAGUCAAUACAAUUAUAAGGUGUACUUAAUUAAUUUUAAGGUGUGAAACAUGUUGCUGUUUCCAAAGUGUUCAGUGAUGGAUUAAUUCCCCUGACACAUAUUGAUGUCAACACCUAUAAUUCUGGUUAAAGUUUAUGAUCUAAAUUGUUGGUUUGUGCUACAACAUAUCUGUUUGCUUUCAAUAAUAGACCUCUAAUACAAAGUCAUAAAUUAUGUGAAGUUCAUUGGGAACAUGUUUUUUGGUGGUCAUUUUUUUUCACCUUCUCAACAUUUUAAAAACUUAAAAUCUUGUUUGUUUUCUGUAAUUACAGAUUUACAGCCUCUCUUUAAUGUGUCAGUAUGAGAACACAAACUCUGCUUACACAGCAGUUUUUAUUCAUGACACCAACCAAAAUUGCCUCUAAAUUGAAUUUCACUUUGUUAUGUCAAAGUAACUUUUGUGCACAAAUGUAUUUAUUAAACUUUAUUUCUGAGUUCAGGAGAGCAAACUGUGAGCACAAAGUUAAUCAUGUCCCCAACAGCUAAUGUUGCACUGUAUUAAUGUUCCACUACGGCCCAUUUUAAGACUUUUGUGUUGCUAGAAGCUCUAGUGCAUUUUUCCUCACAUAUGCAUGAUGUGUCUGAGUGAUACUUAUCAGCACCAUCUAGUGUCCAAUUAAGAUAUUGCUCAGGAGCACUGAAUGGAUUGGUGUUUUUAUUAUUAUUAUUAUUAUUAUCGACAGAUUACUUUUGAGUAAAAAAGUUAACUGCAAACAAAUGUUGGCGUAAGGGAAUACCUGAGAGCACAAACUACAAGUAAAAUUAAAUAAAAUAGGUAAUAAUAAUAUUUAAAUAUGCUAUUUGAUAGAACUUGAAAGUUUUGUUUUGACCUAAACCCCAAAUAUGAAGUCACAUUUCAACUGAAACCAUAGCCAAUUAUUAUUGUAACCAUUAUAUUCUAAUAACACUUGAAAAUAAUGCCCUGCAUCUCAUCAUAUUAAUCUUAACUGUAGGAGCAGCUUUUUUCAUGCUUGGUGUACAAAACAACAGCACAGUCAGUCAGAAACGUGUAUAUUGUGUAAUUUAUGUUGUCAUUUGUCUUGUAUAUUAUCACUGCAAUGCAACGUAUAAGGUGUAUGUAAAUAUGACAUCAGUCAUAGUAAUUAAAUCAUUAAUUUGUAA
Dicentrarchus labrax (European seabass) is the source of this 7444-nucleotide messenger RNA. It is a transcript of the gene gucy2f, whose product is annotated as guanylate cyclase 2F, retinal. The coding region runs from base 2100 to 5405 and encodes 1101 amino acids. The record is from RefSeq and is a predicted model, not a curated record. Gene Ontology annotation, molecular function: ATP binding; peptide receptor activity; guanylate cyclase activity. The transcript has 20 exons. Gene Ontology annotation, biological process: receptor guanylyl cyclase signaling pathway; cGMP biosynthetic process; intracellular signal transduction. NCBI's taxonomy places the organism in Eukaryota, Metazoa, Chordata, Actinopteri, Moronidae.